Molecule: messenger RNA, 753 nt
Organism: Aspergillus luchuensis
Lineage: Eukaryota; Fungi; Ascomycota; Eurotiomycetes; Eurotiales; Aspergillaceae
Exons: 1
Coding region: 1-753 (250 amino acids)
Source: RefSeq, a predicted model, not a curated record
AUGAAGCAAUUGGCAGUCCACAUCCCUCAAAUGGUCCCUGGAAUCCGAACAGCUCUUGAAAACGAUCCUACGAUUCCAAUAAAAUCACUUCGAGAGCAGUUUGAUAAGCUCAUGUUACAGCCAUUACUCGCUGUCAAUCAUGGUGAAGCCAUGGGUUCCACCGUGAUUGUCGUCGACGCUUUAGAUGAAUGCGAACCAGAGAAAGACGUGGAGAUCAUCCUCGAUCUUUUACCCAAGAUUGAAAUGGCAACAAAUAUGGCAAUCCGGUUCUUCUUAACAAGCCUGCCUGAGUUACCCAUCCGUUUGGGAUUCGACCAAAUUGAUAAAAGCAAAUACCAAAAUACUGUCCUGCAGAGUUUGGAUGCUGAUGUUAUAAAACAUGACAUCGCUUUAUAUCUUAGAGAAGAGUUCUCAAAAAUACAGCAGAGGCGCCAGCAUGAUCUCCCCUCCGGCUGGCCUGGAGAUAAAAGAAUCGAAGUCUUAGCAAUAAUGGCUUGUCCGCUCUUUAUCUUUGCAGCCACGGUGUGUCGUUUCGUGGCGGAUAGGCGUUUUGACCCGGACGAGCGGCUUCAGGAGUUUUCCACUAGUUCUACAGGAUCAAAGAUGGAUGGCACAUACCGACCGGUUCUAAACCAACUUCUUGUCCAGGAUGCUACGGGCAGGAAUGAACUGAUUGAAAAGUUUCAGAAGAUCAUUGGUGUAAUUAUUAUUCUUGCUAAUCCGCUCUCAUUGAACUCUCUUGCGGAGCUGUAG